Motacilla alba alba is the source of this 3941-nucleotide messenger RNA. It is a transcript of the gene SLITRK1, whose product is annotated as SLIT and NTRK like family member 1. Gene Ontology annotation, cellular component: glutamatergic synapse; postsynaptic density membrane; GABA-ergic synapse. Gene Ontology annotation, molecular function: protein binding. The record is from RefSeq and is a predicted model, not a curated record. NCBI's taxonomy places the organism in Eukaryota, Metazoa, Chordata, Aves, Passeriformes, Motacillidae. Gene Ontology annotation, biological process: axonogenesis; positive regulation of synapse assembly; regulation of presynapse assembly. The transcript has a single exon. Bases 596 to 2674 code for a protein of 692 amino acids.
CUAGGCUGGGGCGGGCGCUUUCAGCACCGCGGCGCUGGACAGCGCCCGGCGGGCGGCGGGCGAGGAGCGCGGCUCCGCCGCCGCGCGGCAAGGUCAGUCCGCGCGGAGCCGCGCACCGCGCAGCCUCCGCGGCCAGCGCCGCGCUCCCGCCCGCGCCUCCCUAACAUGCAGCGGCGGCCGGGGGCCAGCAGCACCGUGCCGGUGAGCCAGCCCGGCCGGCAGACCUCCACUUAGCUGCCCGGCAGGCGUCAGGGAGGGCGAGCGAGGAGGGGGAUUUUUUUUCCUUCUACUUUUUUUUUUUCUUUUUUUUUUUUUUUCGCCUGCCUUGCAGUACGUGCCUGGAUAGUUUGUGGAUAUAAUUACUGACUGGAAUCUGGGCUUUUGCAGUUGUGCGUGGGGGGGAGAGAGGAGAAAAGAAAGCAUCCCCCCCCCUCCGCCGACCCUCCCUGCUCCCCCCCACACAUUUUUUUUUCCUCCCCCUUUGCUGGUGGUUCGGACAUUUAAUGUAUUGAAUGAACUGGAAUUGCUUUCCGUGUGAGGAGGAUGGUUGCUGUUACUUUGUGAUGAGAUCGGGAAUGAAUUGCUCGGUUUAAAAAUGCUGCUUUGGAUUCUGUUGCUGGAGACGUCUCUUUGUUUUGCUGCUGGAAACGUUACAGGGGACGUUUGCAAAGAGAAGAUCUGUGCCUGCAACGAGAUAGAAGGGGAUUUGCACGUAGACUGUGAGAAAAAGGGAUUUACCAGCCUGCAACAUUUCACCGCCCCAACUUCCCAAUUUUACCAUUUAUUCCUGCAUGGCAAUUCCCUGACUCGACUUUUCCCUAAUGAGUUUGCUAACUUUUACAAUGCGGUCAGUUUGCACAUGGAAAACAACGGUUUGCAUGAGAUUGUUCCUGGGGCUUUCCUUGGGCUGCAGCUGGUGAAACGCUUGCACAUAAACAACAACAAGAUCAAAUCGUUCAGGAAGCAGACUUUCCUGGGGCUGGACGAUCUGGAAUACCUCCAGGCAGAUUUUAAUCUGUUGCGGGAUAUUGACCCGGGAGCAUUUAGGGACUUAAACAAGCUAGAGGUGCUGAUUUUAAAUGACAAUCUCAUCAGCACCUUGCCCCCCAACGUGUUUCAGUAUGUGCCGAUCACCCACCUCGACCUCCGGGGAAACCGUCUUAAAACCUUGCCUUACGAGGAGGUCCUGGAGCAGAUCCCAGGCAUUGCUGAAAUCCUGCUAGAGGAUAACCCCUGGGACUGCACUUGCGAUCUGCUGUCGUUGAAAGAAUGGCUGGAAAACAUACCUAAAAACGCUUUGAUCGGCAGAGUGAUUUGUGAAGCUCCCACUAGGUUGCAGGGCAAAGAUUUAAAUGAGACCACAGAGCAGGAGCUGUGUAAAAAGAACAGAGUAGAUUCCAGCCUAGCUGCUCCCCCUGCUGAAGAAGAAACCUGCGAUCCUGGUCCCAUUCCAACCCCCUUUAAAAUACAUGGCAAAGAAGACCCCGCCACACCAGGAUCUGCUCCAAACGGAGGUACAAAGAUUCCCGUCAACUGGCAAAUCAAGACCAAACCCACUGCUGCCGUGUCGACAGUGAGUGCGAAGAGCAAACUACCAGCCACCUUUUCCUGCCCGCACAUCUGCAGCUGUGAUCAGAUCCCUGGCUCAGGUUUAAAGGUUAAUUGCAAUGAUAGGAAUGUGAGCAGCUUGGUGGAUUUGAAGCCCAAGCCCUCCAACGUGCAGGAGCUGUUUCUGAGAGACAACAAAAUACACACCAUCAGGAAAUCCCACUUUCUGGAUUACCGAAAACUUAAUUUACUCGAUCUGGGCAACAACAACAUUGCCACCGUUGAGAACAACACCUUCAAGAACCUCUUUGAUCUACGAUGGCUCUACAUGGAUAGCAAUUACUUAGACACCCUGUCCCGGGAGAAAUUCGCUGGGCUGCAAAACCUGGAGUAUCUGAACGUGGAGUUUAAUGGGAUCCAGAUGAUUAUGCCUGGCACCUUCAAUGCGAUGCCCAAACUGAGAGUCCUCAUUCUCAACAACAAUCUGCUGAGGUCUCUCCCAGUAGACGUGUUUGCCGGGGUCUCGCUUUCCAAGCUGAGCAUACACAACAAUUAUUUCAUGUACCUCCCGGUGGCAGGGGUGCUGGACCAGCUCACCUCCAUCACCCAGAUCGACCUGCACGGCAAUCCAUGGGACUGUACGUGCCCUAUCGUGCCUUUCAAACAGUGGGCAGAGAUGCUGCGCCCCAAGGUGAUUAUGAGUGACCUGAGGUGUGAGUCCCCUGAAGAUUUCUUCAAGGAGGAUUUCGAGUCUCUCUCCAACGAUGUGAUUUGCCCUCAGUUAAAAAUCUCUCCCACAUUAACUUCUACUAACAAAAACAGCACCGGCUUGACAGAGACAGGUACUCACUCCAACUCCUACUUGGAGACCAGCCGGGUCUCUAUUUCGGUGCUAGUGCCAGGGCUUCUGCUGGUUUUUGUGACCUCUGCCUUCACAGUGGUUGGCAUGCUGGUUUUCAUCCUGAGGAACAGAAAGCGGUCCAAGAGGAGGGAUGCCAACUCCUCUGCAUCUGAAAUCAACUCCUUGCAGACGGUCUGCGACUCGUCCUACUGGCACAACGGGCCCUACAGCGCCGACGGGGCCCACAGGGUGUACGACUGCGGCUCCCACUCCCUGUCGGACUGAGGCUGCGGGAGGGGCGGGGGCAGCCGCCACCCGGGACCGGCCCUUCCCGCGCCGGCCGGGGACAGCUCUGCACCUCCGCUGCUACCUUUUGUGAGAAGCGAAACACACAGACACAUGCACGCCCUUCCUCACGACCCCGAUAGCAAGCGCCGAGGCCCAGUGGGCGGCGCGGGGAGCCCAGCGCCGGAGCCCAUCCCUGCAGCGCUGCGCAGCCCAGCGCGGUGCGCGCAUCCCCCGCCCGUGCGCGGCCGGAGCAGCGACAGACAGACGCGGAACAGCUUCUUUCGGCUCCGGCAGGGCGAAACACGGCUCCUGGUUUUGUUGGGCUUUUGUUCAAUUGUGUUGGGGUUUGAUUCGCUUUUUUGCCCUCUUCCCUUGUGGACCGACCCCUUUGCAAGAGGCCGGGAAGAUGAGGGGAGCAGAGGACUGGCGUUGGCCUCCUCCUGACGGCAAAGCAGGAGUGGAAAGUUGCACGAAGGCAUGAAUGUAAUGUAAAUAAAUGACUCCGACUCCGAAACAAACAGACAAAUGGACAAAAAAAAAAAAAAAAAAAAAAGUGCUGCAUGGCUCGCAUGGAUACAACGCAUCCCAGGGACGCUCCAGCCCCCGACUGGAAGCAGCGUCUAGUUCACACCAUCAUCCCUCUUACCUGAUAAGUCCCUUCGUAUCAAACCUUCUAUAUACAAAAUACAGUAUAAUAAUAAAAAGUGCCAUUUCGCCAGUUUUUUUUUUUUUUUUGUGUGUGAUCAAUAGGCAGUAGAGAUCGUACUUUUAAUGUGGAAAAAAAUUGUAAAGAUUUUAUUUAAGACAUAGUUGCAUGAAUAUUCUCAUUGGAUUUUUUUAAAAUUUUCAUUUUUAUUUUUAUGUCUAGGUGGGAAUUACUUUGCUGGGAGAUAUUUGCUUUGUUGAUAAUGGGUUGUGUUUCAUUUCUUCAGGGGAGGUGGGGAGGAUUUGUUUUCUCUCUCUUCUUUUUCAAUAUACAUAAUCAGUAUUGCCUUUCCAUCUGAAUGUAAAAAUUAGUACCCUUGAUUUCUAUUAUGGUAACAGUGUAAACAUACAAAAAAAAAUCCAAGGCAGUUAAGCAUGACCAAUUAAUGUCACUCUAGCGCUUAGGCUGCAAAGUUUAAUGGUAGAAAAUUCUGUGCUGUUGUAAAUCUUACUAUAACUUGAGGAAAACAGAACAGAGGAAGCAAGUGAAACUUACUAAUUCUAUUCGAGGAUUUUAUAAUGGCAUAUUUUUUCAGUAUUAAAGUGAAAAUGUUUUCAA